Pimephales promelas (fathead minnow) is the source of this 8175-nucleotide messenger RNA. RefSeq names its product leucine rich repeat containing 66 (gene lrrc66). Gene Ontology annotation, molecular function: protein binding. The record is from RefSeq and is a predicted model, not a curated record. NCBI's taxonomy places the organism in Eukaryota, Metazoa, Chordata, Actinopteri, Cypriniformes, Leuciscidae.
AAGAAUUUCUCUGUCAAGUCUCAGUGUUUUGUUGGUAAUUAUCCGGCUACAGUCAGAUUGUCCGAACCAAGUGGAGCAUUGAUUCCUUAAAAAGGGCUGACUAUAAUGUCAGCAUACAGGUCAGUGCUUGGUGUGGCAGUGCUGCUUCUCCACCUCUGGGAGACACACUCCUUCCCUACAUCUGCCUGUCCUGUUCCCUGCCUGUGCGAGCAAGGUCCUCUCCUGAACUGCUCUUCUUUAGGCCUGACUACGACUCCCACACGCAUCCCAGCUACUGCGGUUUCCUUGAACCUAUCUAAUAAUGCCCUGCGUUCUCUGGCUCCUCUCAGCUUUGGUCAAGUGAAAUUGAUAGGACUUCUGCACCUUUGGGUGGGAAGUAAUGCUCUGGAGAGCCUGUCUUUGAUUUUGAAGAAAGACUGGUCAGACACUAGGACCCUGUCAAGUGGAGAACAGGAAUGCACAUCCUGGGCAUCUGAUCUUCAGUUGCUGUCUGCAGAAAGAAACCAUCUAAAACGUCUACCAAAGGGGCUGGGCUGCAUGAAGUCCCUGCAGAUUCUACAGCUGUCUUAUAACCAGAUAUCCAACAUAGGUCUUACUGACCUGGACAAGUGCAGUAAUCUCAAAGAGCUACAUCUCCAGCAUAACAGCAUCACAAGCAUUCACCCAAAUGCUUUUAUAGACCUAAAACAGCUGCAGGUCCUUGAUCUGAGCUAUAAUCUCCUGGUCACCAUUCCUGUCCCUGCUUACAAGUCUCUGUGGUACCUGAAUGCCUUGGUCGAUGUCUCCUUCAACAGAUGGAAGUGUGACUGCAACUUGCAGACCUUGAAAAGAUGGUUAAGCUUUGAUCAUGAAAUGGGUAAUGUUUCCUGGAAAGUGGUGUGUGCCUCUCCACCACAUCAUUCUGGAAAAGAUCUGCUUCACCUAAAGGACUCAGAGCUCACUUGUCCAACACAUGAAUACAGCAUAUCUGGUCACCAUCAUAACAUGAUUGUCUACGAGGGAAUGCAAAUAUCAAUUCCUUGUCGCAAUGACAGUAAAGAUAUCAUGCAGGUUCAUUGGUGGACUCCGUGGGGCCAAGUCACAAAUAACCAAAAAGAACUACUAAUUGAGGACAUCACAGAGCAGCAUGCUGGACUUUACAUAUGUAUUUCAGGUGUCCGAGGGGAGCACAUAUUAGUAUUUGAUCUGCAGGUCUACAAAAAACACAGUGGCUCAAGACCACGUAGGGAAGCAGCAAUUAUCUUGGAUGAGGAAGACAAUUUUAACUUUCCAAGAAAUUAUCCAGUUACACGUCAAGGGACAAGAACCCAGUCAGAAUUUGUUCUUGCUGUCUGCCUGUCUGUCAUUAUUACAUUCAUUUUAGCCUUUAUCCUUGGUGUUUUUUUGAGACCACUGUUAGACAAGUUAUGGAGAAGAAUACGAUCCAAGAGACAAUCUCCACCACCACCACCAACAAUCUCCUCAACUGAACCCCAGCCAUAUGUGAAUGAGGGGUACUCUGAUGUUGAAGACCAAGAACAAGAAGUGAGACUGGGUUCAAGAGUUACAUUCGGUGGAAUCACAGUUGAAGAUCGAGAGCCUUACUAUGUCACUGUAGAGGAUGACCAUGCAGAUGGCUCCUCUGAGAGCAACACAGAAGUGGUUACUCUUUAUGAGGAAAUUGAAAAAAAUAAAUCAUCAAUAACUGGUGGAAAACAGAAGGCACUUGAUGUGGAGCAUCAUAGAGGAAGAGCAGAGAGUAGUAGUAGCGGCUCACUUCAGGAAGGCGAAGUAAAUGCUUUAGUCAUAAAUGGUAAGAAACUGCCACCCCUCACAACUGAAGACAUGCCAAAAUCCAUGGAAUUUGAGCCAAUUCCAGAUGCAAAUGAUGUCAUAAAGUUAAAAAGAAGGGGCAGUUCUUCCGCAUCAUCCCACUCCAGUCAGGAAGAUAACUUUUCAAGAGAAUUAAGGGAAUCAAGUGUUGACCCUCUUCCUGUCACUAUACCUGCAAACAAAAAUACAAAGAACAGAAUUCCAGGAUUUACUACAGAUCCAUUUUCAGAAUUGCCAUCAAGGCUGACAGAACAGAAUGUUGAUGAUUUGGACCCAGAGUUGUGGAAUGACAGUGGUGAGAGCUUUUCUUUCACUGAAGGCUCUGAAAGAUCAAGUAUCCGGGACCUCUCCAGCUCUGCUUUGGGACACCCAUUGAAGGACGAUGACACAUGGAGGCAAGGCAAAGUAAAAUCACCUACAGACAAAAUAGAAUUUGAUUCAGAGGUUUAUGAUCUUGACAAACCAUUUGGUAAAGAAGUUCUUGUUGAUGAUGUAAAGCAGUAUGAGCUCUCUGACAUUGAAAGCCUCUCUAAUUCAAGCGACAGUGAUGAAAGUGUAGGUGGACCAAACAAUUAUGUUGUAAACAAAGAGUUUGAAGAAUCAGAAAUAAUGGAUGAAUCAGACACAGAGAACAGUGCAAACUUGGACACUCUUGAGGAUUUCACAUUUAAUGAAAGAAUGCCUAGUGCUGGCAUUCUAAUAAGACAAGAGACUAUCACUUUGGAGCCUUCGGACAUUCAUUUGACUUUUACUCACGGAGACAGUGUCAAUGAGGGUAUGCCUAUUGAUGAUUCACAGAGGAAUUAUGAGAAUGUAAAGAAAUCAAACAAAUUUGCAAUAUCUUUAGAUGUGGGUCCUAUUUCAGUGCCAAAGGUUAAGAGAUAUGUUGAAUUUAAACAGUCCAAACCUCAUUUUGGACGCCCAACUCUGCCAUCAUUAUCGGAGAAGGAGGUCAAAUCCGAAGCGAACAUUGAUGCAUCCUCUGGAGAUAACAGAAGCUUAAGUCAAAUAAAGGUGUCUCCUGAUGCAAUUCAAAAAGUGAAGAGAUACAUUCACUUCAAACAGCCUGAACCUCAUUCCCCAACUCUGCCAUCAUCACCUUCCUUAACCAAAAAAGGUGCUAUGAUGGAAGCUAAAAGUUAUAGUUCAUCCUCAGAAGAUGAUGCUCAACUGACAACUAAGGAUGACAAUUUCUUCAGGACAAUGGAUGUAUCUUCUGAUGAAGUUUCAAAAGUAAAAAGAUACAUUUCAUUUAAACAGUUUGACUCUUCUUCCCCAACUCUGUCAAUAUCCAGACCUUCAACUAAUAUUAAGAGCACAACUGAGGCAACAAUACAAUCUAUGCAGCUCAGCACCUCACCAAAAGAUUUGAGUCAAAAUUUUAAGCAGCGUGGACAUCAUUCUUCAUCUCUGCCAGCAUCACCUACCUCAAGCAGGAAAGGUUUAUCAGGGAAAAAGACUAAAUACAAAAAACGAUAUGAUAAAUCAUACUAUGGGAGUCAUGAUAGCCUUCCUCUAUACCAUGUCCAUCCUGUCUAUAGAUCAAGUAUAAACAGACUGAAUAGGGGCUAUGAUACUGAUAGAUCAUAUUCCAGUGAAGAUGAAGAUACAUUUAUGGAGUACCCAAGAAAAUUAGAGAUUACAAUACCACCUGAGAUAAACAGAGGAUCCAUCACACCAGAUAAAAAUACAAACAAAAGCCUCAACAUUGACUUUGAUAACUCCUCCAGCAGCACAGAUGUACUUGAGAAGAAACAUUCUAAAGGUCUAAUGAGACUAAGAGCAUUAAGUGCACGACUGUUCAACAGACAAGAAAAUGAAAAGGAUGAGAGGAGGUCACCAACUGGUUGGGAUGUUGGAAGAACUAGUGGUGUCUCUAUUAACAAGCAGACAAAGUUAACUAAGGAACAAACCACUAAUGAACACAGUCUAUUCGGAAGGAGUUUAUCCCUUGAUCACUUACCAAAAGUGAAGAGAUACCUUCAGUUCUCGUACUCUGAUUCCCAUUUUCAAGUCCAAUUACCACCUUCACCACCAACCACUGGGGUAGUCGCACCUAUAGUGACAACUGAGUCUAGGAGAUCCAGUUACUCAUCUGAAGAUGAUGUCAAACAAACCAUUGGAGAUAAAAAUAUUGUUGGACAGGUGAAUGAAUCAUAUGUAGGACUUCCAAAAGUAAAAAGAUACAUUCAAUUCUCACACACUGAACCUUACUCGAAAACACUGCCCUUGAACAAACAAACUAUCUCAACUGAACAAGUGGCACAACCUGAAUCAAGGAGGCAAAGUACGUCUUCUGAAGAUGAUAUCAAACCUACAUCUAUUGAAGACAAUUUCUUGAGAAAUAAAAGCGUUUCUCUCGAUACAGUGCCACAUGUUAAAAGAUACAUUCAAUUCAGUCAGCCUAAACCUUACUCUCCAACUCUACCAUCCUUACCGGUUUCAACCAAAAGACCUGUGGUGGCAGCAGAGACAAGUUCAAGCACAUCUGACAAAUCUAAUGCUACAGGAACAUUUUUGGGGAGCCAAUUAGGUUUUAAUCCAAUACCAAAAGUUAAGCGGUAUGUUCAAUUUACACAGUCCAAACCACGUUCUCCAACUCCACCAUCAGUUUCAUCCUCUACAAAAGUUACACCUAAGAUAGAAUUGAAAACUGAAGCUAAAAUUGACAGAUCCUCUGGAGACCAGAGUUACAUAAUGCAAAUAGAGGAAUCUCCUGAAAAUAUUAAAAAAGUAAAAAGAUACAUUCAAUUCAAGCAGUCUGAACCUCAUUCGCCAACUCUGCCAUCACAUUCUUUAACCAAGAAAGAUGCUAUAAUGGAAACAGCGAGAUCAUCCUCAAAAGAUGAUGUUCAACCAACAACCAAAGAAGACAAUUUCUUCAGGAAAAUAGGUGCAUCUUUUGAUGGAGUUUCAAAAGUAAAAGGAUACAUCACAUUUAAACAGUUUGAUCCUUCUUCAGAUACCACUUCAGGUACACUGCAUGUCACACCUGAGGUGAAAACCAAAUCAGAAGCAAGCACUUCUUCUUCGGAUGAAGUUGAACUAACUGCUGAGGAAGAAAAUGUCUUUGAACAAACAGGAGCAUCUCUUGAUAGAGUGCCAAGAGUUAAGAGAUACAUUGAAUUCACACAUCCUAAAAGUCAAUCUCCUGUGCAGACAUCAACUGGUCUUUUAUCUGAAAGAGUCAACGUAUCUGUGGUAGCUAAAGAAACCAGGAGAUGGAGCACUUCAUCUGAGGAAGAUGUUAAACCAUCCACUAAAGAAGAUAAUAUCAUUAGGGAAACGGGUGAAUACCUUGCCAAAAUCCCCAAAGUAAAGAGGUACAUCAAGUUCACACAGUCCAAACCUCAUUCCUCAGAUCUGUCACCAUUUCCUCCAAACACAGUAAAAUCCAUAACGAUGACAGAAACCAAAUAUAGAGAAAGCACUUCAUCUGAGGAAGAUUUUCAGGAAGACAUUGGCUUGGGGCAAAUAGGUGCAUCUCUUGACAGAGUCCCAAGAGUUAAGAGAUACAUUGAAUUCACACAUCCUGAAAGUCAAUUUCCUGUGCAGACAUCAACUGGUCUUUUAUCUGAAAGAGUCAACGUAUCUGUGGUAGCUAAAGAAACAAGGAGAUGGAGCACUUCAUCUGAGGAAGAUGUUAAACCAUCCACUAAAGAAGAUAAUAUCAUUAGGGAAACGGGUGAAAACCUUGCUGAAAUCCCCAAAGUAAAGAGGUACAUCAAGUUCACACAGUCCAAACCUCAUUCCUCAGAUCUGUCACCAUUUCCUCCAAACAAAGUAAAAUCCACAACGGUGACAGAAACAGAAUAUAGAGAAAGCACUUCAUCUGAGGAUGAUUUUCAGGAAGACAAUGGCUUGGGGCAAAUAGGAGCAUCUCUUGACAGAGUUCCAAGAGUUAAGAGAUACAUUGAAUUCACACAUCCUGAAAAUCAAUUCCCUGCUCAAACAACUGCUCUCUCAGCUGAAAGAGUUGGAAUAUCAGGGGUAGAUCAAGAUACAAGGAGAUCAAUCACUUCAUCUGAGGAAGAUGUUACUGUAAUUGCUAAGGAAGACAAUGUCUAUGGACAUAUUGGAGCAUCUCUUGGCAAAAUACCAAAUGUUAAGCGAUAUAUUCAAUUCACAAAGCAUGAAAGUCAACCUCUUGUUCAGACAACAACCGCUCAUUUAUCUGAAAAAAUAUCUGGGGGUUUUCAAGAAACAAGAAGAUCAAGCACUUCAUCUGAAGAUGAGGAUAAGUCAUCUCAUGAUAAUAAUGUCAUUGUAGAAAGAGGUGCAUCUUUUGACAAAAUUCCAAAAGUUAAGAAAUACAUUAACUUCAUACCUGCUGAAAGUCAAUAUCCUGCUCAAUCACCUGCUGUCUUAACUGAAAGAGUUGGAAUAUCUGGGGUAACUCAAGAAACAAGGAUAUCAAGCACUUCAUCUAAGUACAUUAAACCAUCUUCAACGGAUUUUAGUCUCAUUGGAGAAAAAGACAAAUCUUUUGCCAGUAUUCCAAAAGUAAAGAAGUACAUUCAGUUCACACAAUCAGAACCUCAUUCCUCAGCUGUUUCGUCAUUUCUUAGUUCAAACACUGUACAAUCCAUAAAUAUAGGGGAAGUACAAGAAAAAAAGAAAUACAGACCUUCAUAUGAGGAUGUUAAACAAAGAAGACAUCAUGACAAUUUCUUUCAAGAAAUUGGUAUAUCUCUUGACAAAAUCCCAAAGUUAAAGAGGUAUGUUACAUUCUCAAAGAAUGAACCUACUUGUUCAACCAAAUUAAUGAAAAAAGAUUUAAUACCAACAAUGAAUGCAGACCUAGAAAUCACAUUGCCCGGUUUAUCAUCUGAGGGGUCACCUCCUGUCUCUAUGAAAAAAGGGUCUGCAUUGAUAAUAAAAACUGCAUCUGAAUCACUGAUGUCUAGCUCUAGUUUCAAGGACAACAUUAUGACAAAAGAGUCAAUGGACAGUUCAGUGGAACAGACUGGCCAAAAGUCAGUAUUUAGGAAGUCAACUUUAAGCCCCUUGUCCAGAGACAAACAAUCUGAAGGACAUCAGGUUAUGGAUGUACAACCACCACAAGAUGAAUUACCAGCAGUUCCACAGACAUCCCCACCUUCAUUGGAACAGGAUGAUGCAAGAGAAUAUCUCAGAGAAAAUUCUGAGGUCCUCCAAAGGCAAGAACGCAGACGAUUACUGCAGCAAAGAAGAACAGAAAUGGAUAAGUUCAACAUUGCAUCCCUUUCCUCCAUGCAAAAAGAGGUCUACCAGCAGGACAGAUCCCCUAAAGAUUAUGGAGGAGCGACACAGUUACAAACAGACCGAACUUACAGCACUAUCUCUACAAGAAACACAGCCACUUCCAGCCACACAGAAGGAGCUGAAGCCCCAGUUCUACGGGGUCUUAAAACUAAGAAUAUCUCAACUCCAAAGAAUAAGGAAUUUUUAAUUUAGACAAAGGGUUAAUUUUGACUUGUCUAACAGACAAUGUUGCACAAAUCUGAGCUGAUGCUUUUAAAAUCUCAGGUUUGAGGAUGGGGAUUUGUUUUUUUAGUAAGUAUUGUAAAUGAUGUAAUACAAUCAUAAGCAUAAUCUAAACUUCUUUCAGUAUUUCAUAAAAGUUUUUUUUGAAUUGAAACAAUGUAUAAAUGUAAAUAAGAAUCUGUAUUGUAUAAGAUCACAAACACUGUGUCCCACAACAGUGGGAGACCCCCAGGAUGACCCCAGAAUAGCUAGUCUAAGUAAUUUCUCAUUCAAAACAUGACGUUUAGAACAGAUUAAAAUAACACCACAUUUAGUUAAUAAACCCCUUUAUAUAUAUUGAAUGUAGAGAGGUUACAGUGAAAACAAAACACUUAUACACACAUCCAUACAUAUAUACAGUCCGAUGAGAAUGCUCAACCCUCUGCAUUACAUACUCCCUCACCCUCACACAACCCCCAGUCCCCCCAGCAUGCACAGCAUACAUAGACUGUUGGAUUUUUAGAUACUUGAUCAAUAAUUUAUGGUUAGCAACCUACAUCUUUCAGAGAAAAAAAAAUCUGAACAGAACAAAAAUAUCUUGUAACCAGGAAAAAAAAACUUUUGUUACCCCAAAUAUGCUUUGAUAAAGUUAAUAAUGAUUUUGUCUCUGUACUCUAAUUCCAUUCAACAAAUUUAGUACAUUUUCAUGACGCUGCAGAUAUACUAAAAAUGCUGCAGUCACUCAUGAACGUGGUAGUUUAGCUUUUGGUGGAGAUGGUGGAGGAGGCAAUGCAGAGAAGAACAUCUCAUCAGAUGAGGUUACAAGUGUGUUUAAGCUCUAAAUACCAUCACACAAUCAUGUUUUUCAUAAAGCGUUAAGACUGCAUGACCGCGGACACCCAAAUUAAGCACAAAAAG